Molecule: messenger RNA, 1531 nt
Organism: Camelina sativa (false flax)
Lineage: Eukaryota; Viridiplantae; Streptophyta; Magnoliopsida; Brassicales; Brassicaceae
Source: RefSeq, a predicted model, not a curated record
ACGUUAGGACGACCAAGGGGAUGGAGCACCAUUGAGGGCCGUUCAUACAGAUACUAAAAUUAAAACGCUGAGAUCAUAGCCUCUAUAAAGUACAAAGUAAAAAAGUACACUUGCACGAGAGAAUCAACUAGAAAUGGAAAUGAUAUUACUAACUUUUUGCUUAGCCACUCUCUUGGUACUUCUCCUAAAUUCCAUUCUCAAACAAAACGCCACAAACAACGUUAACCUACCACCGUCUCCAUGGCGGCUUCCGGUGAUCGGGAACCUCCACCAGCUCAGCCUCAAUACUCACCGCUCUCUCCGUUCUCUGAGUCUCCGAUAUGGACCACUCAUGCUCCUUCAUUUCGGCCGGACACCAGUCCUCAUAGUCUCCUCUGCCGACGCUGCUCAUGACGUCCUUAAGACGCACGAUCUUAUUUGUGCUAAUCGUCCAAAAACUAAAGUGAUCGAUCAAAUUCUUAGAGGUGGCAAAGAUGUGGCUUUUGCCCCUUACGGAGAAUAUUGGAGACAAAUGAAGAGUAUUUGCAUCCAGAAUCUACUCAGCAACAAAAUGGUUCGGUCAUAUGAGAAGAUAAGAGAAGACGAGAUAAAACUAAUGAUUAAAAAGCUGGAAAAAGCUAGUUCUUCUUCUUCUCUAUCACCGGUAAAUAUAAGCCAACUCUUUAUGACUUUGACAAACGACAUAAUAUGUAGAGCUGCCUUGGGAAGAAAAUACAGCAGCAAGGAAGAUGGAAUUGAUGUUGAGAACAUAGUGAGGGCAUUUUCCGCACUCACGGGUGAAUUUCCUAUAGGGGAAUACAUUCCUAGUUUGUCAUGGAUCGACAGAUUCCGCGGUAUUGAUCAUAAAAUGGAGGAAGUAGAUAAAAGAUUUGAUGAUUUUUUGGAAAGAGUUGUAAAAGAACAUGAAGAUGCAGAUAAAGAGACCACAUCCGACUUGGUUGAUAAGUUACUGACGAUCCAAAGCGAUAAGACAGGACAAUUCAAGCUUGAAAAAGAUGCCUUAAAACUUAUCAUAUGGGAUAUGUUUUUAGCAGGAACGGCAACAACUUUGUCAUUUCUUGAAUGGACAAUGACAGAGCUUAUGAGACAUCCAAAGGCCAUGAAUAAACUUCAAGAAGAGGUUCGUUCAACUUCACCACAAGAUUUAUUUGUAACGGAGAAAGAAGCUGAGAAGAUGAAUUAUUUGCAAGCUGUUAUUAAGGAGGCUUUACGGUUGCGUCCACCCGCUCCACUGUUGGUUCCACGAGUAUUUAGUGAAGAUGUCAAGUUAAAGGGAUAUAAUAUUCCUGCAGGCACACAGCAUCUUCUGCUUGAUUCCCCAAUCUCUCUCUUUUAGCCUGAUUAAUGAAUAAAACAUUGCAACUUUGUACGGUUUGAUUAGUGAUGUCUUGUGUGUCAUAUAUAUAUAUAUAUAUACAUGUUUGAUAUUCUCAGCCUGUUCUAAAGGUACAUUCUUCGGCUUUUGGGAUGUAAUCGAAAUAUGAAGGACUUGUAAUGCACUCAUUGAAUAAUCAAAGACAAAGCUUGAAGA